Zeugodacus cucurbitae (melon fly) is the source of this 1969-nucleotide messenger RNA. RefSeq lists its product as uncharacterized. The transcript is spliced from 6 exons. The record is from RefSeq and is a predicted model, not a curated record. Gene Ontology annotation, molecular function: serine-type endopeptidase activity. Gene Ontology annotation, cellular component: peroxisome. The coding region runs from base 321 to 1877 and encodes 518 amino acids. NCBI's taxonomy places the organism in Eukaryota, Metazoa, Arthropoda, Insecta, Diptera, Tephritidae. Gene Ontology annotation, biological process: protein processing; regulation of fatty acid beta-oxidation.
AAUAAACAAAAAAUAGGACUCUGAUCUCGCCAAUCUGCAAUAGCUCCGUCCGAUAACGACUGAACGAAUUAGUUCAACAAAUUGGUAUUACGAAAACUUUCCACGCUGUUAUUGGUUGAACUGGCACAGUAAAUAUUUGCGCACCUUGCGUCUGCUAAGGUAAAUACUUAAGUAUACUGCACAGCUGCAAAUGCAUAUAAAACACUAGAAUUUAUGCAUUUGCCUGGCAUUCGUACGCAUGUAUGUACAUAAAUAGUUCGAGACAGGUGAACAGGUUUCAUGUUUAAUGCCUGGAAUAUACACAUAUCUCUCUUGUGAAAAUGCUGUUAAAGAUCAGACAUGCGCUACUAGAGAUCACCAAUCAUCCGGUGACAAAGCAAUCAGCAAUUAUUAUCAACAAUGAGAUCAUCAUAACAUCGGGUUGCAUACUGCAACCAUAUGUACGUCCAGUGACACCUUUUCAAACACAGAUCGACAAAGAGGAUGUCUGUCCUAGCACAAAAAUCAUACAUAAAUUACAGCAAUGUAAGCUAAUUAAUGUGCAAGACGGUAGUAGCGACGAGGCGAAACAUUUAAGUGCGCUAAAUUAUCAGGUGACAUUCGAUCGACGUAAAUUACCCAUGUCGAAUGAACGACGAAAGCAACCGCAUAUAUUAACACGUUAUUGUGCCAAGUUAUUGUAUCUCUUCAACUCAGCGGAGAUUUCGCGACACGUAUUGCGCUUCCUGAGCAAUGAACGUACAAGUGGUACAUCCCAAGCGCAUAAUGCAGUGCUGCUUUCGAGUUUUCUUGUAUUAAGCAUGCGUUGUGACGGUGUUAAAGAGAAUUUCGAACGUUUCCUACGACAUAUUGAACACUAUCUACGCUAUUUGCAGCCAAUACACACACUGGACGAUGUGCUGGUGAUGUGUACACCAUUCGGGCUGGAAAAUUUCUAUAAAACAAUUAGCAUUGGCAAAGUGUCGAAUGUUAUGGGGCGCGAUGGUUGCCUCUUUGUACUGUCUAAUGCUUUGGCGUUAGGUUGCGAGGGUGCAGCAGUCUUCAAUAACAAACUGCGUUUAAUAGGCAUGAUAAUGUGCACUUCCUUUCAGCGACAGCAAGAAAAUGUCAAUUUAACCUUGGCGGCCAACUUUGCGUUCUUACUGCGCGAUUUCAUGCAGCUACUAGGUUUAAAUAUUACUUCAGUGCGUGUACCAAGAGAUUCAUCGAAUUUUCCAUGGGAGCGUGCUAUGGUUGUAAUUGAGGCAGCGGGUAGCCAAGGUACUGGCACAUUUGUUAAAGUGUUGAACAAAAAGUUUAUACUCACUUGCACGCACGUUGUAUUCAAGUUAAACUCGAAGGCAUUUUGUCGCAGCGUAGACGGUGAAUUCGAAUCGGAAGUGCUAUGGCGUAAUCCGCAAUACGAUCAACCCUUUGAUGUUGCUUUGUUAGCAGCACCAGAUAACAUACCCGAGCGUUACUGCGUACGCUUAUCCGGUGCUAAGCCAUCGCUGGGUCAGACAGUUUAUAACGCUGGCUUUCCAUAUUUCGUCAACUUCAAUUUAAAAUACGAUUUCAAUCCAGCCAUAUUUCAAGGACGUAUUAUUAAAUGUUCACCGGGUGCAAUUAUGUCUGAUGGUUGCGUACAGGCUGGUCAAAGUGGUGGACCGAUGUUCGAUGCACAAGGCUGUAUACUGGGUAUAUGUGUGUCGAAUAUAAAAGUUGGAAAUGUGGUCUACCCUAACCUAAAUACCGCUGUGCCUAUUUGCCAGAUACGUACAUGGCUGGAGCAAUAUGCGCGUACGAAUGAUAUAAAAGUGCUUAGUAAUUUGGUAGCUAAUAAGGAAAUGCAGCGCAUAUGGGCGUUGGAAGCGCCACCAAUACUGAGCAAAUUGUAGCCGUAACAAUAGCAUUACUAUGUAUUAUCAUUUGGACAUUAUUACUAUUAAAUUGGGAUAUGUAAAUAAGUAUUUAAUUUAAAACUGAAAAA